Messenger RNA from Hydra vulgaris (swiftwater hydra), 759 nucleotides. NCBI's taxonomy places the organism in Eukaryota, Metazoa, Cnidaria, Hydrozoa, Anthoathecata, Hydridae. The record is from RefSeq and is a predicted model, not a curated record.
UUGUUUAGUUUUAGUAUAUCUAUGUAUUUAAAUUAAUUUUUUAUAUUUAGGUUGAAGGUUUGCUACAUCAUUUUGAUGUUUUGAUGGGUGGAGUUAAUGCUGGUGAACUUCUGACAAAAGCUCUAGAUGAUGAAAAGUUAUAUUUAUUUUUGUGUAGUUGCGGAAUAACAGACCUUGGAGUGAAGAAGGUGAUAUUAGAUUUAGAUAAAGCAAAGCACGAAACUUUGUCAGAUUUACCUGUGGCUCCUGGUCUUGUAAUGGCUUUGAUUACUUUAUUUAAUGAAAAAUUUGACACACUUUUUAUGUUUGUGGAUGAGACAGUGGAUCAAACAGAAUUGGCACCAGGACCAAACUUUCCACAUCUACGUGUUUAUGGAAAUUCGCUAUUCACAGCAAAUCGAUUCAUGCUGGUAAUAGAUUGCAUUGUUGUGGUUGAUGGGAUGACCAAUUUUGUCAAUUCAUUUUGUUGUUUGUUUGCUAGUUUUUAUAUUUUCAAUAUACCAUAUCCAAAAGAAGCUUCUUCAAUAUUAGAAUUUUGUCAACGUGCAUUUUUUGGCAUCAAUCCGGAAAAGGGUAGCAAAUCAAGGCGAACGAAGAAAACUUCAUCAAUAAGCAAAAUUGUGCUGUCGAUACUGCAGAAGUUUGCGAAAUUUAAUGUUUGAAUUUGCCAUGUUAAAAUCCUUCAUCUAACUUUAACUCAAACAACAAUUUAUUAUGUAGUUAUUUAUAUUUGUUUGUAAAUUUUCAAAGGUUUUACAA